AUGACCAAUGACAUGUUUCAUGAUCAGUAUGUGGCCUGUACUGAAGAAAUGAAGGAAAAGUCACCCCAGCUGCUAAAAGAGGAACCGAAAGCAAAUGAACAAAUGAAGCCUGAUUUUCCCGGAACAGCUCAAGUGGCCUACACUGGGAGUCCUGCAACAGAAUUAGCAGAGCUGGUAAGAGAAUUCCAUCAAAAUUCACGUGGCUGUCAGUUCAAAGCCUUCCAUUAUUAUCUGACAAGAGCUCUUCAGCUUUGCACUACAGGGAGCUGUUACACUGUUUGUAGAGGUUCUUGCCCCAAAUUUUAUUACAGUGGGGAAAAAAAUGUCCAAUUUGGGCAAUUUGUUUUAUCAUCUUUGUUUCAAAAUGUAGCUGUUUCUUCAACAUUUCUUGUGGGGGUGGACGCUGUUGUCAUUACAUCCUUUGGGGUUCAUAUUAAAGCAUUCUCUAUCCAUCCUUAUGAAGAUGAAGUGCUGAUUACAGGGUACGAGGUUUACCAGAAAGUCACC
Galeopterus variegatus (Sunda flying lemur) is the source of this 507-nucleotide messenger RNA. Its product is annotated as T-cell ecto-ADP-ribosyltransferase 1-like. The record is from RefSeq and is a predicted model, not a curated record. Lineage: Eukaryota; Metazoa; Chordata; Mammalia; Dermoptera; Cynocephalidae. Gene Ontology annotation, molecular function: NAD+-protein-arginine ADP-ribosyltransferase activity; NAD+ poly-ADP-ribosyltransferase activity.